Messenger RNA from Carassius carassius (crucian carp), 2657 nucleotides. RefSeq names its product purine-rich element binding protein Ba (gene purba). Gene Ontology annotation, cellular component: nucleus. Gene Ontology annotation, molecular function: purine-rich negative regulatory element binding; DNA-binding transcription factor activity, RNA polymerase II-specific; RNA polymerase II transcription regulatory region sequence-specific DNA binding. Gene Ontology annotation, biological process: regulation of transcription by RNA polymerase II. The record is from RefSeq and is a predicted model, not a curated record. The transcript has a single exon. Lineage: Eukaryota; Metazoa; Chordata; Actinopteri; Cypriniformes; Cyprinidae. The coding region runs from base 10 to 927 and encodes 305 amino acids.
CUCUGGGUGAUGGUGAAGAUGGCGGAUGGGGAUAGCGGGAGUGAGCGCGGUGGAAGCAGCGGCGGAGGAGGAAGCGGAUUCCAGCCUUUCCAGAGGGAUCAAGAGACCCAGGAGCUGGCGUCCAAACGGCUUGACAUCCAAAACAAGCGCUUCUAUCUGGACGUGAAGCAAAACUCGAAGGGCAGGUUCAUCAAGAUCGCCGAGGUCGGCGCUGGGGGCUCCAAAAGUCGCUUGACACUUUCCAUGUCAGUCGCGGCGGAGUUUCGGGACUACCUGGGGGACUUCAUCGAGCACUACGCCCAGCUAGGACCCAGCACCCCGGAGCAGAUCGCUCAGUCCUCCAGCGGCGAGGACGGCGGGCCUAGACGGGCCUUGAAGAGCGAGUUCCUAGUGAGGGAAAACCGCAAAUACUACCUCGAUCUAAAGGAGAACCAGCGGGGGAGGUUCCUCCGGAUCCGUCAAACCGUCAACCGCGGGCCUGGUGGCUUUGGCGUCGGAGGAGGUGUGCCCGGGGGCGGCAUGCAAUCCGGGCAAACCAUCGCCCUUCCAGCUCAGGGUCUCAUCGAGUUCCGCGACGCUCUGGCCAAACUGAUCGACGACUACGGCGGGGACGAGGAGGAGCUGGUCGGCGGCGGCGGCGCCGGAGGCUACGGGGAGCUCCCUGAGGGCACGUCAAUCUCGGUGGACUCCAAGCGGUUCUUCUUCGACGUGGGCUCCAACAAGUACGGGGUGUUUCUGCGGGUGAGCGAGGUGAAGCCCAGUUACAGAAACUCUAUCACGAUACCCUUCAAAGCGUGGAGCAAGUUCGGCGGAGCGUUCUGCCGCUACGCCGAGGAGAUGAAGGAGAUCCAGGAGCGGCACAGAGAUAAAGCGUACGAACGGAGAGCUGGAGAAGAGUCGGAGGGCGACGACUUGGAUGACGACUGACCCGCACAGAGCGAGAACCGCGCGCGCAGGAGGGGAAAGAAUUACCGUGCAUGAAACGAAGAACAUUAAUGCUCCACGGCGAAUAAAGAGGUCUGACUGAUAAACACUGUCAUGUAUAUGUAAGAGAAUCCUGUUUUUAAAGCAGUAUAGAUGUUUGGCUAGAUAAAUGGAUAUUUCUGCUGGCUGCUCUAUAGGUCUUGUCAUUUUGAAAGUUCUCCCCUUUACAAAGAAAAAAAGAAAAAAAAAAACACUCUUUCAAGUCUCCCAGAGACUUGAGUUACUGAGUUCACAAACGAGUCGACAGGGAUGUUUAGUGUUAGUGUAUCAAGAUUCGAUGAAUAUGUCUACUAUAUUAGUGUUUUUGGUGUUGUUCCAUAUGAUGGAGAGCAAACCAGCAUCAUCUGAAUGAUGUGGUGUGAAUCUCAUAGUUAGCUCAUUCAGGACGUUUUCUCUGCUAAUUCGUGUGUGUGUGUGUAUGUAUGUAUGUAUGUAUAUAUAUAUAUAUAUAUAUAUAUAUAUAUAUAUAUAUAUAUAUAUAUAUAUAUAUAUAAAAGACUCAGUUCAAACAAUGUAAAAAUUGGAGGUUGUUAAAAAGUUCAACUCGUGGACACACAAUACAGUUCAAGCAACAAUGUACAAACAGUUAAAAUGGUGCUUUAAAACUGUGCUCCGCCGGCCCACUGUGAAGACUGAGUUUCACACGGGCCGGUGAGUUUUAUUUUGUUUUCCUCUUGCAUCUUGAGAGCAAAUUACUCUUGAUUGUAUGUACUAAAUUGGGAAGUGCAUUGGGGCUGAUGCCACUAAAUUUACCAUUGAUACUGGGUUUGAUUUGGCUCUUCCCUUAAAAGGAAUGAUACUGGUUUGUCUGAAACAUCCAACUGGGACAAAUUUAGUAGUUUUCGAAUUUAAUACAUGGAGAGCUUUGGUGACAUAACUGGAAAGGAAAUCAAAUGUAGAACAACACCCAGCUGGGUUUAAAUAGAUUUAUUUUUAAAAACAAUAUACAGAAAAAUAUAUAUAUAUAUAUAUAUACAGAAAUAUAUUUAUAUAUAGACAUCAAUAUAGAAUCAAUUAUAAAUGCUUCCUGAACAGGCUAUUUAAACAAAUAAAACUCGGAUGCAAUUAUAUCUAGGGAAAUAUUUCGUACUGGUUUUCCAUACAUUUCCUAUAGUCUUUAUGGUUGGAAGAACAUAGAAAAUUAAUGACAGAAUUGUGAAAUAUACAAACUGGACUUGGAAAAAGUUCUCAGUUUAGUUUGUAUUCCAUUUUUCAGCAUCCCAAAUGAAAAUAUAACACUAAUCUUUUUUUUUUCUCAACAGUCUGUUUCUCUGCAUAUUAAGUUGUCACAUUUCUAAGUCUUAUUGCGACCUGUUUUCUCCUCUUCUCCCAGAUCUGUCAAAAUGUGUGUGCCUGUUAGCAACUUCCCUCUGUUAUCCUUCUCUUACUGAUAUUGAGUGGGUGUUAUACAUUUAUAAUUUGAUCAGAGAAAAAGGAGUGAAAUCCCUUUCCUGACCGUUUGAAUUUUCAGGCCUUAUGUAACCACAAGAAUUAGCCAUACACACCACCUGGGAGCCAUAGUGAUUUUUUACUAAUUUCACUAUUCAUAUAAGUUUUGACCUCAUUCUUGUCUGUACUGUGUUAUGUGAUAAAGGCAGCUGUUCAGUCUUGUGUACUGCUGUAAUUCUCCACAGACUUCCUUUGAACAAUAAAUAGAAUUUCUUUACUGAGAA